AUGGCCGUUACCACAAACGCAGUCAUCGCCUCCUUUGGCGGCAAGCUUCUGAAGCUUAGUCACAAGGCCACUUCAACCAGGUGUGAGAUGGCUUUCAAUCUCUAUCUUCCACCGCAGGCUUUCGAGGAUCCGCCGAGGAGAAUUCCUGUCCUGAUCUAUCUCUCUGGCCUGACAUGUACCGCCGAUAACUGCUCUGAGAAAGGGUUCUUCCAGCACGGGGCCAGCAAGAAUGGAAUCGCUGUGCUAUAUCCCGAUACCAGUCCUCGUACGACUCCUCUGUCCUUCCCGCGCUGCUAUUUCUCGAUGCCCUUCCUGAUGCUCGAGCCGUCAUUUGAAAUUGAGCCUCAGGGGGGCCUGAACAUCCCAGGAGAGAACGAUAGCUGGGACUUCGGGACAGGUGCCGGGUUCUACGUAGACGCGACCCAGAAGCCUUACCAUGAAGCGUACAAGAUGUACACGUACGUGAAAGAGGAGCUACCCAAUGUAGUUUUCCAACAAUUUCCCCAGCUGGAUCCCGAGAGGGUCAGUAUCACGGGUCACAGUAUGGGCGGCCACGGAGCUUUAAUGCUGUACCUUCGCAACCCCGGAAAAUACCGAUCAGUCUCGGCCUUUGCACCGAUUUGUAACCCCAUCAACUGCCCUUGGGGCCAAAAGGCCUUCUCAGGCUAUCUCGGAGAGAAUCACCCGGACUUAUGGAAAGAAUAUGAUUCUACCGAGUUGGUGAAAGGAUGGAAAGGUCCCUUGAAGAUGCUGAUCGACGUGGGUACUGGCGACAAUUUCUACAAGCAAGGCCAACUUCUCCCCGAAAACUUCGAGCAAGCCGUCACCGAAGCUGGCGUUAAAGGUCUACAGAUACGCUAUCAACCAGACUACGACCAUAGCUACUACACCAUGGCGUCAUUCUCGGAUGACCACAUUGCGCAUGCGGCACAAUACCUUGUAUAG
Messenger RNA from Aspergillus bombycis, 945 nucleotides. Its product is annotated as putative esterase. Gene Ontology annotation, molecular function: S-formylglutathione hydrolase activity. The transcript is spliced from 4 exons. Gene Ontology annotation, cellular component: cytosol. Bases 1 to 945 code for a protein of 314 amino acids. NCBI's taxonomy places the organism in Eukaryota, Fungi, Ascomycota, Eurotiomycetes, Eurotiales, Aspergillaceae. The record is from RefSeq and is a predicted model, not a curated record. Gene Ontology annotation, biological process: formaldehyde catabolic process.